Messenger RNA from Gallus gallus (chicken), 2533 nucleotides. It is a transcript of the gene PIGS, whose product is annotated as phosphatidylinositol glycan anchor biosynthesis class S. Bases 525 to 2234 code for a protein of 569 amino acids. NCBI's taxonomy places the organism in Eukaryota, Metazoa, Chordata, Aves, Galliformes, Phasianidae. Gene Ontology annotation, biological process: attachment of GPI anchor to protein. The transcript has 12 exons. The record is from RefSeq and is a predicted model, not a curated record. Gene Ontology annotation, cellular component: GPI-anchor transamidase complex.
GGGGAGGGGAAGGUGGCCCCACGAGGAUGAGGCGGAGGCCUGGGUCCCCCCAGGGAGAAAAGGGGACUCUGGCCAGGCCAGGGUGGGGAGGGCCCGGCCGUGAGGAGGGCAGGAGGGGAGGCCUGGAGGUGCCCCUGCCCCAACGUAGCUUCGCAGUCCCGGUCAACGUCGCCCUCGGGACGCUCAUGUCGUGUUCUCGUGUGCACCCCGUGUACCAAAAUAGCCUAACAGCGAAUAAUAAACGGUAGAGACAGCGCUGCUGUGCCUGGCUCCUUGCGCCCGCCCGUGCGAUGAGCUGCGCCCGGCCUCAGCCCGCCGUGGGGCUGCGUGGGGGGAUGGGGGAAGAGCGCUGCUUCCCCGUUCCCUCGUUGCCCAAACGCAUGGGCACCGCCUGACCCUCUGCGGCACCCGUAGAGACCGAGUCCCGCCCGCAGAGCUCUGAUUGGCUGCGCCGCCGGCGUGGUUGAGCCACCUCCCUGCUAGCUGUACGCCUAUUGGCUACGCUGCGCGCCGGGAGUUUUUAAAUGGCUGAGCUGGGCGUAAGCCCCGCCUUCGCCGUGGGACGAGAAGAGAAGAUGGCGGCGGCGGCGGUGGCGGCGGAUGAAGCAGAGCGCUCCCGGGGCCGCCGCGCCGCGCUGUCCUUCGCCGCCAUCGCCGUGCUGCUGGGGCUGCCGCUGUGGUGGAAGACGACGGAGACGUACCGCGCCGCGCUGCCCUACGGAGACAUCGCGGCCCUGGGCCGGCUGCCGUUCCAGGUGGCCGUGAGCGUCUCGGUGGUGUUCCUCCCGGGCUCUGUGCCCGCGGAUCUGCCCCGGCGGCUGCCGUACGGGGACGUGCGGGAGGAGCGGGUGCCCGUCAGCUCACGGUCCGAUGUCGCGUCCCGCACCGAGACGGCGUAUCGCGGCAGCACGGCGCGGGAGGAGGCGGCGCUGGGAGCGGCCACAGCGCGAGAGGCCGACGCUGCUCUGCGUGCGCUGCAGGACUCUCCACCAGGCUCUCUGACUGUGUAUGUGCUUCCUGAAGCCUCCUCUCUCCUGCCUCAGGGCGUCAAUGUCUACGUGGGGAAGCACCGCAGCGCCCUGGUGAGGGCUGGGCAGGGCCUGGCCACGCUCCACGCCCGCCUCCAGCAGCUCAUGCAGGUGAUGUCUUUCACGGCCAGCUCCAUCGCUGCUGCCCUCUCAGACCGUGUUCCUGAUGGUCAGCUCGGCCCCGACGCCUGGCGGCACUUGAAAUCCAGCCUGGGGUACGAAAUCACCUUCAGCCUGCUCAACCCUGACCCCAAGUCGCAUGAUGUGGACUGGGACAUCGAGGGUGCUGUGAACCACUACGUGCAGCCCAUCCUGGACAAGCUGAACCUUGUGGCCAACUUCUCUGUCGACUCACAGAUCUUAUACUACGCCGUUCUUGGAGUAACUCCACGCUUUGACAAGGAGUCUUCCAGCUUCAUCCUGAGCGCACACAGCCUCCCACAUGUCAUCAACCCUGUGGAGGCCCGGCUGGGUUCCAGCGCUGCCUCACUCUACCCUGUGCUGAACUUCUUGCUGUAUGUGCCGGAGCGUUCCCACUCCCCACUCUACAUCCAGGACAAGGAUGGAGCCCCAGUAACCACCAAUGCCUUCCACAGCCCCCGCUGGGGUGGCAUCAUGAUUUACAAUGUUGAAGUCCCUGCUUCCCCCCAAACCUCCCUCCCACUGCGCGUGGAUGUGGACAUGGUGAGAGUGAUGGAGGUUUUCCUGGCCCAGCUCCGGUUACUAUUUGGGAUUUCUCGGGAGGAGCUGCCCCCUGAGUUCCUGGUGGAGAGCCCAGGGAAUGAAGGACUGGCCGACUGGGAGCUGGACCACCUGCUCUGGGCCCAUACAUUGGAGAAUAUUGCCACUGUGUCCACCACCCUGACCUCGCUGGCACAGCUUCUGGACCAGAUCAGUAACAUCGUCAUCAAAGAUGACGUCGCCUCAGAGGUAUACCGAGCAGUGGCUGCAGCGCAGGAUGCCGUGGCAGAGCUGGCUGAGGGCCGCCUGCGCUCUGCUUUCCAGGCCAGCAAGGAAGCUGUCACCUCCUCGGAGCGGGCAUUCUUCGACCCUUCUCUUCUCCAUCUUCUCUACUUCCCGGAUGACCAGAAAUUCGCCAUCUACAUCCCCCUCUUCCUACCCAUGGCUGUCCCCAUCCUCCUCUCCCUGGCUAAGAUGCUCCGGGAAGCCAGGCAGAGCAAGAAGGAGCCCACCAAGAUGGACUGAGCCCACGGAUGGCGCCCUGCCUUGAGGCUGGGACCUCACGGAGUGCAUUGCAUCGUGGUGCAGGCAGGCACCCUGAACUGCAUUGGGUCAGGCCCAGACCUGGGGGUGCAUUCCAGAUGCAGGCGUGGGAGGAAGCUGCUUUCAGGGGUGAGAGAUGCUCACAGAAUCUUGCACCCUCCACUCAGAACUGCUGCUUGCCACCCCUCUUACUGAGACUUGAGGGGAAGGGAGGGAGACCUGCAUGCACCCCACAGCCCUGCGCUGUGUUCAUGUGUAAAUAAAGAGCCCCCCCUGCCCAA